AGAAAUCCAGGUAAUUCCAAAGGGUUCACAUACUUUUUCUUGCCACUGUAUAGUUCAUGAGGAGAAGAUGAUUGCAGAUCAUUUUGAGCAUUAGCAUUACAUAUGCAAUGAAUGAGUUGUUCAUAGUUUCCUUGUUUUUUCAGGUAUCAAAACCAAAUUCAGCACGGUUCAUCUUAGGGACGUCCACGAUAGUGGUGACACAUUUCAAGUCGAUAGGCCGCUGUGGAGUAGAUUUACAGCGGUUUAAAUGGACACAAAAAAUCUGAUUUUGGAUUUGUUACUAACUCAUUUGAUGUGUUAAUUGGUCCUAUGGUUCAUGAGAAUAAGUUUUUCAAAUGUUUAAAAAUAUAAAUAUUUUUGGCAUAUUUUAGCAUUAGUUGCUAAUAUGCAUCUGCUGUUAUCGUGCGGCCAUGUCUUUGGACAUGUCAAAUCUGAUGUCUGAGUUAUUGAUAAAUCAGGACAUAUCUUAACCAAUCAAGCAUUUCUCAAACUAAGUUAAGCGAUGUACCAUGGACCUACAUACCAAACUUGGUGUUCUUUGGACAUAUGGUUCGUGAGAAUGUGUUUUUCAGGUUUUCCAAAAUGUCCAAGAUGGAGGAAAAUCUAUCCUAAUGGACCUUACGGGUCCUUGAGGCAAAUUUGUUCAGCAUGAGGAAAGACACCUGUAUUUCAAGUCUCGAGGUCAAACGGGUCGGCGAAUAUGAGGGUCUAAGUGAGACUACUGGCCAAUCGGUGCCAUUCUUUUUGACCAAGUUACUCACGGCCUCUAGUUUCUGUGUGCCGAUUUAGAUGUUGUUUUUCUAACCAAUCUAUGCUUGAGUUAUUGAAAUGAAGAUGAUCAAAAGCGUGGCUCACUUCUGGCCACAGCACACACACACAUUAUUGACCCCUGAACACAAUGCUCAAGCUCCAACCUUUCAAAACACACCAACAGCCCCGGCUCUCUCCUCCACUGAGAGCUCAUUGGGCAGUGCCUCCUAUCUGACUCCGCUGAUUGGCUAUUGAAUGUUGCCUCGCAGGCAGCAGAGGAACUGUCAGCAGGAGGGGACAGGGAGAAAGAAGAGAAAGAGAGAGAGGGAGGAUACAGUGUAAUAUUGUGAGAGGGAGAGAGCAAAACAGAGAGAGUAAUAGAGGAGGCAAGAGCACCUUCAGGCAAAAGGAGGAAGAAGAAAAAAGGGAAAGUAGGAAAUUCCUGUCUGUGUGGCUAAAGCUGUUUACGUCCGAGGUUGAAGACAAGGAGGGGCUGUGACUGAGAUGAGAGCGCUGCUGUAGCUGGGUCCAAUUCUAAGGAUGCUGGGGUGGAAGUGAGGUUCUAUAGCGGUUCCACAGCAGUUCCACAGUACCACCAGGCAGGAACCAACGCUGGGAUGCAGAACCUACGACAAGCAGCCACGGAGGCUUUCCAUCGCCUGGGUCUGAAGCAAAGACAGCUGGGAUAUGAGGAGUUGGAUGAGACGGACCCGUCCAACUCCAAGCCCCGGCCUCACUGGUUCCACACGCUGCAGGUCCGCAGGCUGGCGGUCCAGAGAGGACGCAGCAACAGUGACCCUAUGGGAGGGAAAAGUUUCGAUCAGGACUUCCAAUGGAAAACAGGCCUACAGUUUGGCACAGCCAACUCCUACCUGAACCUGGAGAAGAUAGGGGAGGGGACAUACGCUACAGUCUACAAGGGAAUCAGCCGGAUAAACGGGCACCUGGUGGCCUUGAAGGUGAUCCGUAUGAAGACGGAAGAAGGCGUACCAUUCACUGCCAUCCGAGAGGCCUCCCUCCUAAAAGGCCUGAAACACGCCAACAUUGUCCUGCUCCAUGACAUCAUCCACACCAAAGAGGCACUCACAUUUGUCUUUGAGUACGUACAAACAGAUUUGGCUGAGUAUAUGACGCAGCACCCAGGAGGCCUGCAUUCCUACAAUGUCAGGAUCUUCAUGUUCCAGCUGCUGCGGGGUCUGUCCUACAUCCACGGUCGGAGGAUCCUGCAUCGGGACCUUAAACCCCAGAACCUGCUCAUCAGCUACCUGGGGGAGCUCAAACUGGCUGACUUCGGGCUGGCCCGGUCCAAGUCCAUCCCGUGCCAGACCUAUUCAUCUGAGGUGGUGACUCUGUGGUACCGGCCUCCUGAUGUCCUCCUGGGUUCCACUGAUUACUCCACUGCUCUGGACAUCUGGGGAGCUGGAUGCAUCUUCAUUGAGAUGCUCCAGGGGACGCCAGCCUUUCCAGGGGUGGCAGACGUCUUUGAGCAGCUGCAGAACGUAUGGACUGUCGUAGGGGUCCCGACUGAGGAGACGUGGCCAGGAGUGAACGAGCUGCCCAACUUCAGACCAGAGUGGUUUCAACCAUGUCAGCCCCAGCAAUUCAGGAAUGUUUGGAAAAGACUGUCCAAGUUGCCCUAUAAGACAGAGGACCUGGCCCAGAAGAUUCUGAUCACCAUCCCACGAGACCGCAUCUCGGCCCAGGAUGCACUGCAGCACCCCUAUUUCAACACGCUACCACCCCCCAUCAUGCAGCUACGAGACACUGUAUCAGUCUUCAAGGUCCCCGGAGUGAGGCUGGAGACAGAGGUGAAGGAUAUCUUCAGUCCCAGUCUAAGGAUCAGACCGUCCCAGCUGGUGCCCUUGGCUAAGUGCUGGUGAUAAUGGACCCCUAACCCACUGGGCUUGACCCC
Molecule: messenger RNA, 2662 nt
Organism: Oncorhynchus gorbuscha (pink salmon)
Lineage: Eukaryota; Metazoa; Chordata; Actinopteri; Salmoniformes; Salmonidae
Product: cyclin-dependent kinase 15-like
Exons: 13
Coding region: 1368-2630 (420 amino acids)
Biological process (GO): protein phosphorylation
Cellular component (GO): nucleus; cytosol; cytoplasm
Molecular function (GO): cyclin-dependent protein serine/threonine kinase activity; ATP binding; cyclin binding
Source: RefSeq, a predicted model, not a curated record